Molecule: messenger RNA, 3573 nt
Organism: Gymnogyps californianus (California condor)
Lineage: Eukaryota; Metazoa; Chordata; Aves; Accipitriformes; Cathartidae
Gene: SRRM1
Product: serine and arginine repetitive matrix 1
Exons: 17
Coding region: 10-2691 (893 amino acids)
Biological process (GO): mRNA processing; regulation of mRNA splicing, via spliceosome
Cellular component (GO): spliceosomal complex
Molecular function (GO): RNA binding
Source: RefSeq, a predicted model, not a curated record
GGAGGCAAGAUGGACGCGGGGUUCUUCCGCGGAACAAGUGCAGAACAGGACAAUCGCUUCAGCAACAAGCAGAAGAAGCUGUUGAAGCAGCUGAAAUUUGCAGAAUGCUUAGAAAAGAAGGUGGACAUGAGCAAAGUAAAUCUGGAAGUAAUCAAACCAUGGAUAACAAAACGAGUAACAGAAAUCCUUGGAUUUGAAGAUGAUGUAGUAAUUGAAUUUAUAUUCAACCAGUUGGAAGUGAAGAAUCCAGAUUCCAAAAUGAUGCAAAUCAACCUGACUGGUUUUUUGAAUGGGAAAAAUGCUAGGGAGUUCAUGGGAGAACUGUGGCCACUGCUAUUAAGUGCACAAGAAAACAUUGCUGGUAUUCCAACUGCAUUUCUGGAACUGAAGAAAGAAGAAAUAAAACAGCGACAGAUAGAGCAAGAGAAACUGGCUUCUAUGAAGAAACAAGAUGAAGACAAGGAGAAGAGAGAUAAGGAAGACAAAGACAACAGAGAAAAAAGAGACAGAUCCAGGAGUCCAAGAAGACGCAAAUCAAGGUCUCCUUCCCCUCGAAGGAGGUCAUCACCUGUCAGAAGAGAGCGGAAACGCAGCCAUUCUCGCUCCCCUCAUCACAGAACCAAGAGCCGUAGUGCUACUCCUGCACCAGAAAAGAAAGAGGCGACUCCUGAGCCAGAACCCUCUGUGAAACCAAAGGAGACUGUUGUUCAAGAGGCAACUUCAAACAGUGAUGUCCCAAAAGCUCCUAAACCUGAACCUCCUGUACCAGAGACUAAGGAAACUUCACCAGAACGUAACUCAAAGAAGGAGAGAGAGAAGGAAAAAGAGAAGACUCGUCAAAGGUCCCCAACUCGGUCCAAGUCAAGGUCAAGAUCUCGAUCACGUUCUCCAUCUCAUUCUCGACCAAGAAGGCGUCAUAGAUCACGGUCAAGGUCUUACUCCCCUAGAAGGCGACCAAGCCCAAGACGACGGCCAUCUCCAAGGAGAAGGAGCCCUCCAAGGCGAAUGCCUCCCCCACCCAGACACAGAAGAAGCAGAUCCCCUGUGAGGCGGAGAAGACGGUCAUCAGCAUCCUUAUCUGGCAGUAGCUCUUCUUCCUCCUCCUCGCGUUCCCGAUCACCACCAAAGAAACCACCUAAAAGAACUGUAUCCAGUCCUCCUCGUAAAACGCGUAGGCUCUCUCCUUCCGCAAGCCCUCCUAGGCGGAGGCACAGGCCAUCCCCACCAGCAAGUCCACCUCCAAAACCACGCAGGUCUCCAACACCCCAGCAGUCAAAUCGUGCAAGAAAAAGCCGUGGCUCUGUUUCGCCUAGCAGAGCAUCAGCACCCAAACAUAAGAGUACUGAAAAAAGAGAAUCUCCUUCGCCAGCACCAAAACCAAGGAAAGCAGAACUGUCUGAAUCAGAAGAAGAUAAAGGAGGUAAAAUGGCUGCAGCAGACUCUGUUCAACAGAGGCGUCAGUACAGAAGGCAAAAUCAACAGUCUUCAUCUGAUUCUGGUUCUUCAUCUUCAUCUGAAGAGGAAAGACCUAAAAGAUCCAAUGUGAAGAAUGGGGAAGUUGGUAGACGCCGACGCCAUUCACAUUCACGCAGUCCUUCACCGUCUCCACGAAAACGACAGAAGGAAUCCUCCCCUCGUAGGAGGAGGAGAAGUCCGUCACCCCCACCAGCCAGGCGGCGACGCUCUCCUUCACCUGCCCCUCCUCCUAGGCGGCGGCGGUCACCUUCAUUACCUCGUCGAAGGUCUCCAUCACCACCCCCACGCAGACGCUCACCUUCUCCACGGAGAUACUCUCCGCCGAUACAGAGACGAUAUUCUCCUUCUCCACCACCUAAGAGAAGAACGGCUUCUCCUCCUCCCCCGCCUAAACGAAGGGCAUCGCCUUCUCCACAGUCGAAACGCAGAGUCUCCCAUUCACCACCGCCAAAACAAAGGAGCUCGCCAACUGCUAAAAGGCGUUCACCUUCGAUAUCUUCCAAGCACAGGAAGGGAUCUCCUCCCAGUAGGUCCAAUCGGGAAACACGUUCUCCACCACAGAACAAAAGGCAUUCACCUUCACCACGGCCUAGAGCUUCUCAUACCUCUGCAAGCCCACCACCACCGCGAAGGGGAGCUUCAGCUUCACCCCAGAGAAGACAGUCUCCAUCUCCAAGCACUAGACCCAUCAGGAGGGUGUCAAGAACGCCAGAACCUAAGAAGACAAAGGCUUCCACGCCAAGUCCACGAUCUGCGAGACGGGUGUCUUCAUCACGGUCUGCAUCAGGAUCACCCGAGCCAGCGCCGAAAAAACAUCAAGGACCUCCAUCUCCUACUCGGUCUCGUUCUCCUUCUGCAAACUGGUCACCUGCAAAAAAGGCUAAAAGCCCAACUCAGAGCCCAUCACCUGCAAGGAAUUCAGAUCAAGAAGGGGGUGGAAAGAAGAAGAAGAAAAAGAAGGAUAAGAAGCAUAAAAAGGAUAAAAAGCACAAGAAACACAAAAAACAUAAGAAGGAGAAGGCUGCAGCGGCUGCAGCAGCUGCUGCUGUGGCUGUGGCAGAUAUCACCUCAGCACAGGAAGACCAGGAAGCAGAGACAGAACCCAAAAAGGAGACCGAAAGCGAACCAGAAGACAACCUUGAUGAUCUAGAAAAACACCUGCGAGAGAAGGCACUGAGGUCAAUGAGGAAGGCGCAAGUGUCACCACCAUCCUAGGCUGAAUCCUUUGAUAUAAUGUACAUUUUAUUUGGUUUGUACUCAGAAUUCAAUUUCAAAUUGCUAAAUGUGUUUGAGCUUUAGAAUAUAACAUUUGUUGUAAUAAUUGCUAGGUUGAGGUUCACCAUGUACAAAGGGCAUGGAUUUACAUUACAAAAGGUGUCCACAGUGUACUAGUGACAUUCUUUCAUUGACAGUCAACAUAAUUUCAUUUAGAGUGAGACUUUUUAGAAGCAGUAGGAAUUUGUUUUGAAGGUUUUAAACAUGACCGUCAGUUCCCUAGUUUCUUUGAAAUUCACAAAGCCUUUCGCAUAAUUUGUGAGGGUCUCAUUUGACUUCUUUUCUAUCCACUUACAUUACGCUACUAACCUUUGUGGUUUGUAAGCUUGCCCAGAAGUAAAACCACUGCAGAAUUACCAAGGAAGUACCUAGAUUUUAAUGCUUUCUACUGUUGCCUGUAUAGUCUCCAUUAAAGCGAACCAAGAAUAGCAAUUUAGAAUGGUACAUAAAUGAAAGCAUGUUGUUUACCAGGACACUGUGGGUUUAUAUUGAUGUAACAUGUUGAUUUGGAACACUGGAAUUUCAUUUGUAUUUUUAUGUUCUUUUUUUAAAGGGCAGUUUCCAUGAUCAGCAGUCCCAGAAAAAAAUUCCUUCAGUUACAUAAAUUUUGUUUGUGAGAUGUCGUUGCCCCAUUCAUAAAUCUUGUCUCGUUACGGUUCUUCUGAAUGGUAUAAGCAACUUUCAGAGAUGUGGUCUUUGAAAGUCUGAGGAACCUGAACUUUGGAUAUUGUCAUGUUUUCACUGUUUUUUGUUUUUGUUUUUUUAACUAAAGCUAUAUAAAGCUUGUGGAUUAAACAAAAUAAAUUUCUAAAUUUAAACAGA